UUAAAUUGAUUAAUAUAUUUCAUGCUAUAUUAUCAAUGUGACAUAUGUCGUCACAAUAAUACCGAGAAGCGAAUAAUCUCUUCCCUCUCUUUUUCAUCUCCGUGAUAAGAUGCGUACUACAUGCAUACAUACGUUAUAACGUUUCGUGCCGUGUGCGACGGAGCAGCUUAUUUUUUGCGAUGGAUUCGUCGUCGACAUUUGUGUUACUACUGAUUACUCUGGUUAUCAUUGGCAUCUUGAAAAUUAUCACUGUGAUACAUCAUGCAUUUUUUUAUUGGAAGAAUAAAGGCCUACCUUACAUGCCAAAUUCAAUUUCAUCUUUUAUAAUGAACUGGAAAGUGUUUUUGGGUUACUGCAAUUUAGCCGAUUAUUGCCAAUAUUUGUACAAUUACUUCCCAGACGCAAAAUAUUUUGGAGGGGUGGAUUUUUUAACGCCUACUGUGCUUUUACGCGAUCCCGAGUUGAUUAGGGAAAUUACAGUAAAGGAUUUUGAACAUUUCACGGAUCAUCGUACUUUCAUAGAUGAAAACAUAGAACCAUUGUUUGGCAAGAAUAUUUUCGCCUUGCGCGGAGAUCGUUGGAAAGAAAUGAGAAAUAUACUCAGCCCUUCUUUCACCGCCAGCAAAAUGAAGUUUAUGUUCGAAUUGAUAUCGAAGUGUUCUCAUGAUUUUGUCGAUUAUUUGGUCGAUCAUCCAGAAGUAUGUCAUGCGAUCGAAACAAAGGGGGUCUUUCGGCGAUAUACAACCGAUGUAAUUGCUACGACAGCCUUUGGAAUAAGUGUAAAUUCUAUGAAAGAUCAAAACAAUGAGUUUUACCUGAGAGGAGUGGAGGCUGCCAAAUUUUCUACUGGAAUACUACAAACAAUCAAGUUCGUAUUUUUAAUGUCGUGCCCACGGCUUGCUACAGCACUUGGCGUGUCUUUUUUUCCGCCGUCUACGUUAAAAUUUUUCAUGAAGAGCGUAGGAGAAACCGUUAAAGCGCGAGAAGAGCAAGGUAUCGUCAGACCGGAUAUGAUCCAUUUGUUAAUGCAGGCUCGGGACAAGGAAAGUGCGCACAAGAUGACAUUGCUCGACAUUGUUUCUCAAGCUUUCGUCUUUUUCUUCGCCGGCUUUGAAACCUCAGCGACCUUGAUGUGUUUUGUCGCUCAUGAACUAGCAGUUCAUCAAGACAUUCAGGACCGUCUACGCGAGGAGAUACAGCAGCAUCUUACCGAAGAAAAUGAGGAAAUAUCGUAUGAGUCGCUGUCAAAGAUGACUUACAUGGACAUGGUGAUUUCCGAGGCACUCAGAAAGUAUCCACCUGUGGUCUUCCUCGAUAGACUUUGCACUAAGAAAUACGAACUGUCUCCAGCGCAACCAGGCUGCAAGAAUGUGAUCCUCGAACCUGACACUCUGUUGAUGUUUCCCGUUUAUGCUAUACAUCAUGACCCGAAGUAUUUUCCAAAUCCGAGUAAAUUUGAUCCCGAACGAUUCAGCGAGGAGAAUAAAAAUAACAUUUUACCAUAUACCUAUCUGCCAUUCGGUGAAGGACCCAGAAAGUGUAUCGGCAACCGAUUUGUUCUUAUGGAGACUAAGAUUUUAAUAGCUCAUCUUUUACAAAAGUUUACUUUGAAGACUACAGAAAAAACCGUCGAACCAAUCGUAUACAGUAAAGGGGAAUUUUUGUUGAAACCUGCUGGCGGAUUCUGGAUUAGUUUGGAGAGGAGAGGAACGUAAAAGUCUUGUACAAAAUACAUUGCUCCGCAAUAUAGAUAUAUUUGGAAUAACGUUAAUGCACUUUCAACUUUUAAACAUUUUAACCUUAAAAAAUAAAUUAAGCAAACAAUAAGAUUGUUUACAAUAUAUUAAUGUAUUACUAAUUACUUAUUGUUAUUUACAUGAUAAUAAUUUAAGACAAUGCUUAAAUCAAAUAUUCAAUAAUACUGAGUGGUAUUAAAUUAAUUAGUAAUUAUUACUUUUUUGGAGGGUUAAAAAUACUAACAACAGUGCCAGGAUGGUUUUAAAUUAGCCAGUAGUUAUUAUUUAUUUUAAGCAUCAAAAAUACUAAUAACAACUUAGUGCCUCUGUUUCAAAUGAGUAUUAAUUACUGGCCAAUUUAACACUGGUCAAUAUUAUAUUUUUGUAUAACUUUUAUUAGUUUAGAUAUUUUUAUAAUUAUUAUAAAAUUAAAUAUUUUACAUUAAUUUUGUGGAAAAUUUAAAUAAUAUUAUUAACAACACAAAAUAUUGUAUAUUAUGCAUAGCAUACGAUUCUUUACACAAUCAUAUUGUUUUAUCUAUAAUGUCUUUAAAAUUAUAACGUUUUAUAACAUGUCUAUAAAAUUUCUAAUAAAAUAAAGUCACUAUUUUGA
Molecule: messenger RNA, 2349 nt
Organism: Monomorium pharaonis (pharaoh ant)
Lineage: Eukaryota; Metazoa; Arthropoda; Insecta; Hymenoptera; Formicidae
Product: cytochrome P450 9e2-like
Exons: 1
Coding region: 180-1715 (511 amino acids)
Molecular function (GO): monooxygenase activity; oxidoreductase activity, acting on paired donors, with incorporation or reduction of molecular oxygen; iron ion binding
Source: RefSeq, a predicted model, not a curated record